UCUCUGUGUUGUGUUUACGCGGCUCCUCGCGGGCACGUGAUCGCGGAAACGAUUUCUUCUCGAUCUCUCCCCGCUUUGUCCGCCGAUUAAUAACGAAUCAUACGUGUCUGUACAAUCGGACGUAACGGGACCGCGUUUACAUUUAAAUAACGGUUUACGGUGGGAAACCUAGAGCGGACCUCGCUGAAUUCUACGGGAAUCGUGCCGAGGAGGUUUUGCGCGCGUCUAACGUCACCGCGUCACGGCUCGUCUUUGUUUACAUCAUCAAUUUAAAUGCUUUUUCCCCGUUGUCUCGCGACGCAGAUCUUCGUGAGAGUGCCAAGAGAUUCGCGCGUCUGGUUUUUCAGCAUCCCGUAUGCGCGCGCUCGUAAUAGAAAGCAAACACGAGGUGACAAUCCUAGGAGGACUAAAUGAAUUCUCCGUCAAGUUCUACGGUCCACGAGGGACGCCUUACGAAGGUGGAAUAUGGAAGGUGAGGGUUCAUCUACCAGAACAUUACCCCUUCAAAUCCCCUUCGAUUGGUUUCAUGAACAAGGUCUACCAUCCCAACAUUGACGAAGUCUCAGGCACCGUGUGUCUAGACGUCAUAAACCAGGCUUGGACUGCCCUUUACGACUUGUCGAAUAUUUUCGAGUCUUUCCUGCCCCAGUUGUUAACAUAUCCCAAUCCAAUCGACCCCCUCAACGGCGACGCUGCCGCGAUGUAUCUUCACAAGCCGGAAGAGUACAAGAAGAAGGUAGCGGAUUACGUCAGGAAGUACGCGACGGAGGAGGCGCUGAGGGACCAGGAGAACGGCGGCACCGGCAACGGGAUGUCCUCCGACAGCGAGUCCUCGAUGAGCGACUUCAGCGAAGACGAGGCGCAGGACAUGGAGUUGUAACCAAAUAUAUUACCAUCCGUACCCAUAUCCUUAAUCAUCUCGAUUCCCCGUAAAAUUCCCGAUCGCUCGUCCUACUACCAAAUAGAUGCUUACACCCGAGACUCCGAGCCUCACCUUUGGUGACGGCGACGAGUCCGCUGAAAGACUCGUUGCUGCUCUCGUCGCCCGUGAUCAACGCAACGUCGGUUCAGGGCGAAGGGGACGUUUAAGGGGGGGGGGGCGACACAUGAUACACGGGAUAAUAUACGAGGGGCGACGAGAAGGGGCUGCUGAAUGGUCGAUCAUCUCCCUUUUGGCUUGACGAGAGCGAAAGUGACGCUUUCGGCGCUUUCGGAAACGAGAUGAAAGAAAAAACGGAGAAUCGCAUACAGGGCUCUAUUACUGCGCGCUCUUUUUCGCCGAGCGUACCGAGGGACGCUUUCGGUCACGACGACGUUCUUUCACGAUCGCCCGUGGACUCUACGGAGUUGUCCCGUUAAUCACCGUUCGAUCACCACGAUUACGAUGAUGAUGACGAAGAUGCGAUGCCGUCGACGCGUGACGAGCGACGACACGGACGAACCCGCGGUCUCUGUACAUGGAGUAGUCGAUUUAUCUCCUCCUCUCUCUCACUCUCUCUCUUUCUCUCUUGCCAAGUGAAGGAGAGAGAGAGAGAGAGAGAGAAGGAGAGAAGAGAGAAAAAGAGGAAGGACCACCAUCGCAGCUAUACAUGGGUUGUUAUUCGUUGGUCGACGCAAUAUCGAUUUUCGAAAUUGCGUCUAAAUGCCCUGGUAACUCUGGCAUCGAUCGCAGGCAUUGCGUCAUCCGCUGCGUGUAUCUAUGAUGCGUUUCUGUGUGAUUGAGGGGAGAGGGGGGGGGUGAGUUGAGGGGAGGAGUGCAAUUCGGAAACGGUAAACGUUAACAGCGAGAGACUACCAUGGAUAAUCUGUCCGUUUUCACGUUUCCCACCCCCCAAUUUGUGAGAUACUUUUGCUCUUCGUUUCUUCUCUCGUUAUUUCUUUCUUCCGAGCGCCGCGGGUUUAUUAUUCGUUCGCAAUGUGUUCAAAGACGCGCGAUCGAAAGGCAGCACGGUGGAGCAAGUUGGUGGAGAGAUGCGCCACGGGAAUUUCGAAUGACGAACUGACCGAUACGGUGUCACAGUGAUCGCCACAUUUUCUCCACAAUUAACUAACGACUCCUUUGCUGCUAUUUUAGACCUUUUCGGGCAGUAGCAUCUGAAAAGAAAAACAAAGAAGCUAUAUUUUUACAUUCGCCGUCGCUGUUCAUUUACUUCAUUCUUCGAGUUUGCGAAAAGGAUGUUAAAGGUUGUUUAGCGUAAAAACAAAAAGAGUAACAGAUAAAGAAGAAAGAAGCAAAUAAACGAGUUUGUCUUUGCCGCAAUAUUUUCCUUCCCCGCAGUCGAUCGAUCAGAAACCGGUGCGUAUGUCACGCGUCAGUUCACGGUUCUCCGGCUAAGGCAGGCAGGCAGGUCUUGCGUUUGUACGACAAUGAAACGUGGAAAAUGUGAUGGAGUAUGGGUACUAGCACCGUCUUCCUUUUUCCUGCCAUCACCAUUCCCAAAACGUUUCCCUCGUAGGGCAGCGCAUCACCGACCGAUCGCCACGUCGUCGUCAUCGUCGUCGUCAUCAUCAUCGCUAUCAUCGUCGUCGUUCUCUUCGAUGGCGAUGGAGAAAAAAUCGAAUCCGCCACGCAAACGGCCACACGAAGGUGAUGACACGAACGACGUUGGAACGACGAUGCAGCCGCCGUCGAAGACCGCGCGAUCGUGGAACUGCUGCCGGAGAACGAGCGCAAGCGGAGCUCCGAACACGUUUCAAGCAUCCUCGAUGUCCUGUCUCGAACUGCGCGCCGUACCGGGCGGACUAAGCGCGGAGGAGACGCAAGCGAACGAAGCUGCAGGACUAUCUUCUUCAUCGUGCGUCCGUCCUCGGGAUGUGAAUGUAGAUUUAGUUGAUGAUCCGGGUGGGUGCGGAUCGGGCGCGGACAUGGUGUUCGCCCGCGAAAGAUUUUAAGUCAAUUUACGCUAUUUUAAUCUCAUUGUUAUAAUUAUAGACCCAUUAUAGAUUUCAUUAUAUAGAUCAUUGUUACUAAAGAGGAGGACGUAUACAUUAAAUUGAAUUGGUUUGUUACGAUACUCGAGAGAUACCUUUCCUUUCUAACGACGAAAUCGGCAACAUCCUUGCGUAAAAAAAACAAACAAAAACGAGAGAAAGACAGUUACAUUUAUUUAACGAUUAUUUCUUUUUUGCACGGUCUACAGUUUAUGACUAUCUCGCGUAAUAGAACUAAAGGAAAUGAAAUCAAAGAUCUCAGGGAAUUUCCGUUUUGAGAAAUACAAAAAAGAAGCUAUGGUUGUGUGUCAUCUCUGAAACGAGGGGGAUAAAAAUUCGAUCCGUAGCGGAAGCAGACGGAGAACGCGUGGAAAGAACAAAAAAUUAAUCCGGUGGUGGUAUCAGCGAAUUCUGAUUCUCAAAAGAACCAAGUAGAGUUUGGUUAGAAUUGUUCGGCGGUGUUAGGGACAUUGUAAAAUUUGAGAACGUGAAAACAUGAAUUUCGAUGCACAAUAAUCUACGAUCGAUAGUAUCUCGUUUCAAAUUGAUCUCUCUCUCUCUCUCUCUCUCCUUUGCAUGAUUUACAUGUAUUGCAAUACGAUUAUAGCUAUACGUAAGUAUAGACGUUAUAUUUCAGUGCCUUCGCAGGCAGAAAAGCGUGCCUUAUUACAUGGGUCUCUCGUUAAAGAGCUGCAUUGGAACACAGUGAAUACGACGAGCACUUAGCGUUAACGGAUCUCUGCGAACAAGAUUGAUUGUUUUGAAAUAUUCCAGACUGAAGUCUGUCAAUUGUGCUUUUUCCUUUCGAGAUUAGGGAUGAACAUCGAAAGCAAUUACUAGCCUCAAUAAUCCUCCGAUGAUAAUCGAGAUGCAUAAAAAUGCUUGAGCAGAAGAGAGAAAACCGCAGAAUGGCGUAAAAAAGCAUCUCUUCGAUAAAUCGAUUAUCAUUGAUCAAUUAAUUGACUUUGACUAAAUUUGAUCGAUAUCUUUUUCUGGCGAGUUGAUAUAAUGAUGUCGUUUAUUUGUAGCUACAUUGUAUGAGCGCAUCGGUCGUAAAUAGAGCAAACUCAACAAUCAGAUUUAAAUGUUUGCAGCAAAAUAAAAGUUACGAUCGUCCACCCGUCGUAGACUUGCGAUUUUCGUUUUGCACAUUUGCGGCUACUAAUUUACGCUUGUUUCAUUUAUUUUUAUCUGUCGCUGAAGCUUAUUCAGAUUUUUAAUGCAACAGAAUUGUUUAUAUUUCUUAUUUUUCUUAAAAAUUAUUAUUAUGCGUAUCGCAGUUUUAAGUAAAGAGAAGCGGCUAAUAUAAUUUGCCUAGUGCUGUUUCCAUGCCUCGUACGAUUUAUUAUGAUUUAAGACGCACCUUUGUGAUUAAAUACACACUACCUAUUUCCCGCCGGAUUUGUUCCGUUAGCAACAACGUUGGCAUUGCAAUGUAUAUUUAACCGCUUAAAAAAUUUCUGUUAAAAUGUUAUUCUGUUAAAUAAGUAAAUAUCAUCGGAUAUGGCUUUUAUGUAACUCGUUCGAGAAUGGCGUUGCUCUCGCAGUUUUCUUUCAGUUCGUGCAAUUAUGUAAAAUGUUAUCUUCCCGCAGAAUUCGUGUAGUUACUCUUUAGUUUAUUCGUCCGUGUCAUAUUAUAUUCGUCUGCUGAUUUCGUGAAGAAUCUUACGAUAUCUUACGAUGCUUUUCUCGGUGUGCAAUCAACAAGUUAUGUUGGACGUACGUCGGAGAGAGAUGCACAGAUUUCGUUCAGGACAAAUAUACACUUAGAGUUUGUCAACCGUACUUAGAGAAAGAAAAAUCCCGUCGCUCUUUCAUUCAUCCGCCGCAUCUCUCCGCAGAACGCGUCACUUCUACUCUUACUUACUUGGUAUUUUUAUAAGUUAGUAGUAUAGUAGCUUUAACGCGUUUCGCGCUGACAUACUCAAUCCGUAGUGUCUCGUCGGCACUGUACUUUUAGACUCGAUUGAUCGAUUGAAAACCAAAAAUCAUCAUAUACAACGUGCGUUUUUCCUCUUCACAGACCAUGUCGAUUGAAUUUGCAGUCGUGCUCUCAGAUCUCACAUCGUUGCUAAUUGUAUAUGUAACAUAUAGGAUUAUUGACUAGUUAUACGCAUAAAUAUAUACAUACAUAUACAUAUAUACAUAUAUAUAUCUAUAUAUAUAUUAUUGAUUCAUAUUCGUAUAACUCUAUUAUGUAUAUGAUUUUACUAACGAAUUGUCCAACUAAGCGAAAGAACAGUUUUAAUAAUCAUUUUUUAUUUUUGUGCAAGCGUUGUUUGUUUCAACCUAGUAUCAACCGGUGGCUUGUCGAGGUUCCGUUUUAAUUGCUGCUUCAAUUCUUUUCUCGCGCUUUGCUCGUCCUUACAAUGAAGAUAAAAACAAUUCCUCGCUCUGCGGUAACACGAUGUAAAUCGAGAUUGGAUUGGACCGCGCGUUGACGCUUAGAUUUAAUACGAUAUCGAUAUUUUGUUCUAACGCAAGGAUCUAUUGCCUCUAUUGUGUUCAAACUCUUUUGUAAGAUUGAAUAACGUCUGAAAGCAUAUUUUUAUACAUGUAUUGCAAUGAUAUAUAAUAUAGCGAUAGUUGCAUGUUCAUUGUCCCAAAAUUGUCGAGUUCUCAUCGUUUGAUUUUCCCUUUUAAUCGCAAUGAGUACGAUCAUUUGUUCUCCGAGCAAUUGUUUCUCACGUGAAAAUCCACACUGCUUAAUUAAUUCCAUUAAUUCUGUGUCGAAUGUUUUUUUCUGAGUACAUACACGAGCAGUCGUACAUUUAAAGGAUGCAAAGGAGUCGUUGCGUUACACAGAGAACGAUUCGUAGCUGAGAUGACAAGCUGAGUCCUCCUGUUGAAACGAGAGAACUUGAAACUACGAUUAUUGUGAUCGAUCGGCUCUUUGAACAUUCCGCGUUCUUACUCACGCGUCAUGAAUCUUAUUCGCGAGAAUGUGAUACGUGCGAUGCAAGUUUGAGGAUCGCCGAGAGUGAUGCCACGUGUUUGCUAGAGUUACACGAGCAAUUCGCGGUCAAAGGGCGAGGAACUCGUCUUGCUCCGUUCGAUGGAACAUGCACGUUUCGAACACGGAGCUCUGCCGAUUUUGCGCCGCGCAACUCGCGAUUCUCGCGAAAAUCACAUACGUGCAGUCGCAACUGCGCAGGCGGAAAAGUGAUUCGCAGCCGGGUUUUCUCGUCGCCGGACGUUCGAUUCGCAGCGCUACGUGAAAUCUUGAAUUAAUGUCGGGAGAUAGAGGCCGAUUCGAGGGCGCUCGAGCGCGUUAUCGAAGACGAUUCUUCCGAACGCGCUCGUUCGAGAUUCCACACGAAUAAUGAAGCGGACAAGGAGAUAACGUACGACCGUUGUUUUCGUUCUGCCCGCGGAGCACGUUUCCUGAUUUCACGUUUUACGUUUUUCUUUUCUCUCUCUUUUUUUUUUCCUUUCGCGAGGUAUCAACUGAAUUAGAUAAUCGGGGAGGGAACGUACUGUGCGCGCACGCAUGCCUCCUCCGCUGUCAGAUAUUCUCGUCGGGACUGGGAAACAGCAAUAUUUUUGCUACUUGUACGUAAUUAAUUAAUAAAAUAUAUAUCGUCAAUGUUAAUGUCGCGGCUGCCGCGGCGCCGUCAAACGCGCGCGUUUGCAAUAAUGGUCGAUUACGAAAGUGUUAGAUUAAUGCCGAUCGAGUAGAUCAGUUUGCCGGACAACGAUGGCAACGAAGUUGCGCGCUUGCGGAUCGUGCUCUGAGGAUUUGGCAAUUGUUUAUCGCUCUCUCUCUCUCUCUCUCCCUCUCUCUCUCUUUUUCGAUUACAGUAAUCCGUUUUUGCUGCUUCGUCCGACCCGAAAUUGGACGGGCGAUCGGCCACUCCUUAAUCUCCCAACUUAGAUAAUCCAGCGAUAACAAUGAUCUAGACGUACGCAAAUUAGUCAGCGUGGAUGUCGAUAUUGUCGCAAAACGAUUGCGGAAUGAUCGAUCAACGUGAAGCGGCCAUCAGCGUAUCAAAACGUAAUUGAAACGUAAUUAUCCAUAUGGCAUAGAAGCUUGCAGCAACGUUGCUGCAAGCUUCUGUGCUGCAUGGAUACUGAUUCGGCGAUUCGAGUGCACGUUCCAAGCGUCCGUUAUCUCGCAACAUUCCGGUGAUAUACAGCAACGGUGAGACCAAAGCAGCCGUAGAAUUUCGCGCAAAAUAUUCCGUCGGUUUACGAGUUUCCCCGCGUACACGUUUACGAUGAUACGCCACGGCUCGCUUUGCGCGAUAUCGGCGUUCAAGCGCAAUGGAUGACUUCCACCGUGUGUUAUUACUGCUUUACGUUACUCAUCGAUCGUGCGCAAAAAAAAGGAAAAAGAAAAGAACUACACUUGACCGUUUCCACAUAGAUAAGCGAGACCAGUUUUAAAAUAAAUAAUUGCGCGGUGAGUCCGAUCACUCGUACCAUGCGAGAGAAAAAUAAUAAAAUGCCACGAGCAGGCGGGAUCGCGAAACGGGAGAAAAAACGAAUAUACGAUGUAAUUAAGUGCAAUUUAUGCCGAGGAGAGGACACGCUUCUCCCGAAGAGAUAAAAAAAUCUAUUGCUCGCUUAUGCAUCUGGAAAUGACAAUUCCACAUUUCAACUUCAAGUUGAACGAUGAUAGGGAGACUGACGCGAGGAGCAAGAUUGAAUGCAGGAAGAGGUACUUUCUUGGCGGUCCGCACUGCGCGAUGUACGUUCUGUAGCGAUUCAAUUAGAGAAACAGAAAAGACGAGGGCGAUCGAGUGUUCAUAGAAAUUUAUAUUACAUGCAGAUAAAGUGAGGAAAAAUAUCGAGGAGUCUAAUAAACGAAACAUAUGUGAACUGUGUUUUUUAAAUGUAUAAUUCUAGAGUGUAAAGUUUAUAUUUGUAUUGAUUUGUAACGAAUCAAAAUUACUGCAUAAAAUUUACUACAAGUACCAUAAUGCCAGCAAAACGGCGGCUAAUCCGGAGAUAUUUUGUACGUAAAGUAUCCGACUCGAAUGUGGCGCGAUUUUGAGAAGCUCUCGAGCUUCUCUCGCUGAAGACAUGCAAAAGACCACACAGACACGUUUGAAUAUUUUAUUUAUUACGAAUAUAUUAAUUAUUACGGUGAAACGAAAAGAGAAGAAAAAAAAAAACUAGAAAAGAAUGACAAUACAUUGAUAAUAUUAUAAUUAUACAAAUCUUCGUGUUUAAGUGUUAGUUUUUAAAUAAAGGAUGUCGUUGACCUGGCAAUAUUGCGAGUGGGCUACGUUCGGGCCGGAUAUUUUAUUAGAAUUAUUGUAUCGCGGGAAAUGAGACAAAACUGCACAUAUUACGUUAGAGAGACGUCGUUUGGUGCGCGCUGCGAAGAAACUGGAGGAUUGGGGUUCGGCGAUGCUCGCGAUCCUUUGAUCAGCUGCUUGAACACGAUGUUGAGACGAACUCUUUCGAUAUAAAUUUCGAUAUCGCUGAUAGAGCAAGCAGACCCUUUUCAAACGUAAUACACACACACACACACAAGAAACAAGAAACAAACACGUAGCGACGUACAUAAAGCUAAGGAGUUGUACUAACUCGUGGUAGUGACGACGAUCGUCAUUAACUCUGCAGUAACGUUACGUUCUCCCUAGUGGUUCCUAGUCACUGCCAUACUUGUUGACGACGAUGUAUCACGAAGAGCGUGACCGGAGAGCUGCUAACGAAAAUUUUUCUUGCCGAACAAUAUUGAAAAAGAAAAAAAAACCAGAGAAAAGAUGCACCUCUCAAAAUGUGUUCGAUUCGAGUUAUCUUAGCGACGAUUUCUCGGCGCCCGGAAAGGAGCCGCCGAAGAAAAUUGGCACAAAGACUGCUGUACUGCAGGGUUUACGGGGAAUCGACGAGAUAUUCGUUAAUUAACACUGGCGAAGUAAAGCUUUAUAAACUAACGUAGUGAUGACGAUAAUGGUGAUGAUAAUGAUGAUGGUCAUGAUGAAGAUGAUGAUGGUGAUGAUAAUGAUGAUGAUGGGGGUGAUGAUAAUGAUGAUGAUGAUGAUGGUGGUGGUGAUGAUAAUGAUGAAGAUGAAGAUGAGGAUGAGGAUGAUGAUAAUGAUAAUGAUGAUGAUAAAGUUUGGAACACUUGUUCGGAGGAUUUGUUUGGGAACCGUUUCUAUGUUCCAUGUACAAUCGUGAAGAUCGAAUUAUUGGUGUCUGUAGAGGUACAUAUAUUUUCUUACGGUAUAUGGUAAUUAGCUGCGCUGCUUCGGCUCGUGAAGGACCCGCUACCCUUAAAUUGGUCAUAGUGAAGGGGAAAAAAAGUAAAACGCAAAUUUCAUGCUGAAAUUCAAUUUGUGAGCAAGCGAGAUUUUACAGAUGACUAACGCGUUGUUAAUAAUACGACGAUAAAAUUGCUUAACGAAUUAUAUUCUUUAGCUUUACGAUGCUUAAACGCUUCAGCAUUGUCAAGUAUUUUGUAAAGUAAUUCAUACUCGCAUUUGUUAUUAUACUUGCAAAUGUUGAGUCAAUUUAAAUGAAAAUGUGUGUUUAUCUCUUGCUUAAACUUUCAUGUGACGGAUUAAUUAUAAAAUAUAAGAUAUUUAAAUCAAAUAAGAUUCUAAAAUGUCAUAGAAUAUGAAUGUUUUGGAAUACUUUGAAAAUUAAUUUCACUCGAAGAGCAAUAUUCAAUAUGGGAUACACUUUUAAUAAAAUUAACGAGAUUGGAGAAACUAUUAUUUUUCGAUCGCUAAGAGACAUCUUACAAGUAAUGAUAAAUGAGAAGAAUUCGCGUAAUAUUCAUUGUGAUGCAAUUGUAUAGCAAUUCGAAGCAGCAUAGGUUCUAGAAUUCUGCCGAAAAUAGAGAAGCUGCGUAAUAAUUCCAAAGGACGAAUUUAAGGGAACGGGCGCCUGAAAGCUAGAUGUAAAAUUUCCUUAGGGAUAUCUAUUGUUUCGAUGUAUGAAUCGUCUAUGUAAGAUGCUGGUAUCGUUAGUAAAAGAAACACAAAGAAAACUGUGUCGAUGAAAUGCGUAUGCCGAGAAAAAAGAUAUUCAUCUCGAUAAUCCGGCCUUUUUGGAAAAAACUGGAGAUCGCGGAAAAUAAGAGAAUAAUUCGACGACCUGGCGUUUAGACAAAUUUCCCGAAUCUGACCAAUCAUACAGAAUGUCUUUCUAGCACAUGAUGACGAUGAUUACGAACUCGCUGAAUCCACGUUCUCAUGGUUCAUGAACACAAUAAACAAUGACAAACAAUGAACAUUACGCUACUACAAAUAUUUAUUAUAAAUAAGAUAUAACAAAUAUAAAUAUAUUAUAUUGAAUUAACGAUUGAACAAGAUGCAAUUUUUUGGUACAAUAAAAUGAAAAGAACCAA
Messenger RNA from Ooceraea biroi (clonal raider ant), 10234 nucleotides. RefSeq names its product ubiquitin conjugating enzyme E2H (gene UbcE2H). Lineage: Eukaryota; Metazoa; Arthropoda; Insecta; Hymenoptera; Formicidae. The record is from RefSeq and is a predicted model, not a curated record.